CAUAGUUUUCGUCGCCUUCCCCCUAUGUACAGUAACGGCACAGCUUGCAUGCACCAUGCCACCUGCAAAUAAAGGGAAAUCGCAAGCUAGAGCACCUCUCCUAAUGCGACCUUAACCCACGCCUUCGAUUCUCGAGAGCGGCAAGCUAUCGCCGAGUCACCGACACAGCAUGGAACCCACGCCAGCGGCGCCGCGCGUCCACCUCCAGUCGCCGCAGACUGCCGUGCCGACGCGGGCGGUCGAGCCAGGGCGGACGCGCCACAUCGCCGUGGCCUCGCCCCCGCUCCCGGCGGCCGCGCUGCAGCGGCGCACUCGCGUGGUGCUCUACUACCGCGUGGACGGGGCCUCGGCGUCGGCGCGGCUGUGGGAGGAGGCGAUGUGGACGAAGGAGUCGCUGAGCGAGGCCGUAGCCGACCACCCGGAGAUGGCCGGUCGGCUCCGGCGCCACGCGGACGGGUCGUGGGAGGUGAAGCUGAACGACGCCGGCGUGAGGUUCACGGAGGCCACGGCGGAGGCGACGCUCGACGAGUUCCUGGCGACCGUCCAGGACAAGGACCACCGGGCGCGCAGCUGGGACUGGGAGGCCGCGCUGGCGCCGUGGUCCGACGUGAACGCGGAGGACCCCGACGUGAGCGCGCUCGUCUACGUGCAGCUGACACGGUUCCAGGGUGACGGAGGCUUCGCCGUGGGCGUCAGCUGCAGCCUGAUGCUGUCCGAUCCCCUAUCACUGGCGAGGUUCCUCGCGUCGUGGGCGCGCACGCACGCCACGAUGAAGGCUCAGAACGACGUCGCCACCCACCCGCUGAUGCAGUACGCGAGCUACUUCCAGCGCCCGGGCGCUAGGGCCGUGCGCGCGCUCGUCAAGUCCAUCCCCCUCGACGCUUUCGCCUCUGCCGACGACGGCGGCGACGACCACGCCGCCGAGACCGUCCUCUUCAGAGCCAGACCUAUUACCACAGCUGGUGCGGGCGCACCGGCUGACCACCACCACGCGCUCGUCGUCGCCUGUGUCGCCCAGGCGAAGGAACGGCUCGGCGCGGCGGGGAAGGUGCCACCACAGUUCCCGGUCGUCGUCUUCGACGACAGCGACGGCAAGGGAGGGGUGAGCGUCGAGACGUGCACGGCGGCGUACGGGCAGCCGCAGAGCAACGGUGGUUGCGGCGGCGGCGGCGGGGGAUACAAGCUUGAGGUUACCCAGUGGCAGGAGCUUGGGCUGGAGGAGCUGGUGCUCAGCGACAGCAAGCCCCUGCACGUGUCGUACAGCAUCCUGAACGGUGGCAGCGAUGGGCUUGUGGUCGUGAUGCCUGACGGCGGCGCUGACGGUGAGGUCCUGGUCGCGGCGACCGUUCUCAAGUGAGGAACAUUUGGCAGGCUCUGGCAGCUGGGGAAAGAAAAUUCCCGUGCCGUCCGAUACCUAUGAUAUGGGUUUCAACGGUUUCAAAUUUUAUGAAAACUGUUCUCAGAACGACUAUGUUGUCAAGUAUUUGUGUGUAAAAUUAAGAUACUGAAGACAAUAAUGUAAAAUAAACAGAAACAGACUUGUGGCUUUUGAACAAGAUUGCUCGUCAAACAAAUGCGUUGUCUACCCAAAACCGACUUGUGGCUUUUUAAGCUUCAUCGCCAUUGGCCGGAUGAGCUUCUCUGUCCGAUAGGUGUUGGUGGACACCUUGUUACUCUCUGGGUAUGUGUCAGAACGAGUAUGUUUUUUUAGUAUUUAAGUGUAAAAUUAUUGUUACUCUCUGGGUAUGUGUCAGAACGAGUAUGUUUUUUUA
Molecule: messenger RNA, 1772 nt
Organism: Sorghum bicolor (sorghum)
Lineage: Eukaryota; Viridiplantae; Streptophyta; Magnoliopsida; Poales; Poaceae
Product: agmatine hydroxycinnamoyltransferase 1
Exons: 2
Coding region: 170-1357 (395 amino acids)
Molecular function (GO): acyltransferase activity, transferring groups other than amino-acyl groups
Source: RefSeq, a predicted model, not a curated record